Messenger RNA from Kwoniella mangroviensis CBS 8507, 789 nucleotides. RefSeq lists its product as uncharacterized. The record is from RefSeq and is a predicted model, not a curated record. Lineage: Eukaryota; Fungi; Basidiomycota; Tremellomycetes; Tremellales; Cryptococcaceae. The transcript has 4 exons. The coding region runs from base 1 to 789 and encodes 262 amino acids.
AUGUUAUCAAUCUUCUUAUCAGCUUUACCCACCUCCCUAGCUCUAUUAUGGACAUCUUACGGUCCACCUUCAUCUAACGGGUAUACGGGAGUGGGAAUUGAGAACCUGGUGGAAUAUUCAAGUAUUUUACCCCUAUCGUUGGAUGAGAAUGGUAUGAAGAUCAGAAUCAACAUGGAUGGUAGCUGUUGGGCUGGUACGAGGAAAGUAGGAUGUGAGGAAGGUCUGGUAGGCAAGAUGGUUAGCAAUACCAUCCCUUUUCUCCUAUCUUAUCAGAUCUAUUACUCCCUCGUCACUUAUACUCUCCUAUUGGGUAUAUUCUACCAUUAUACAACUACUAAACGAUGGAUGAACAAUUCAGAAUUAAAAGUGUUGAGGAGAUUUACGUUGGUGGUGUUGGUCAUUAAAGACUUCAUUGGUGUAUUUGGUGUCAUCUUCUCAUCACUUUCUCUCUUACUUCUACCUCUUAUCGAUCCUUCAGUCGAUCACAUCAUAGAUGUCAAAUUAGGUUGGGCAAGUAUCAUCAGUAUUUUCGCUGUAUUUGGUUCGACCCUCUUAACGGCGGGUUAUGAUAAUUGGUCGAAAGAUUUAUGGACCAAUCAGGCUGAAAAUGGUAUUUUCUUGAGUGAUGAGAUUAUCGAUGAUAUUGAACACUCAUCUGUUGAAAUUGAGAAAGGUCAGAAUGAAAGACCACUGUCUUCGGGAAAUGAAGAGAGAAACGGGAAUGGAGUUGGAGCUAUUCGAGAUGAUCAGGCAGACGGAUCGAUUCAAAGAUUGUUUGAUCAUAUCUAA